Messenger RNA from Drosophila grimshawi, 667 nucleotides. RefSeq lists its product as uncharacterized. NCBI's taxonomy places the organism in Eukaryota, Metazoa, Arthropoda, Insecta, Diptera, Drosophilidae. The record is from RefSeq and is a predicted model, not a curated record. Bases 1 to 534 code for a protein of 177 amino acids. The transcript has 2 exons.
AUGGUUUUGGUUUUUUCUUACAUUUUUUAUUUAUAUUAUUAUUUUGAUUGGCCAACGAAAUGUUUUCUCUUUGCAGUGAGCACGGCCCGAAAAUACAAUUUGCGUGGUCAGGAUGCAGCCACGCCCAGUACCUCCAAGCAAGUGUCCAAAAGUAAGGAGUCGACGUUAGUACGGUUGGCAAAAAGUGAGAAUGAGGAGCCCACAACAGCUGCACAUCAGCCUCAAUCAAACAACAACACGAACUCUAAUAGCAAUGGCAAAAAACCGUUGGUUAACAACACAGACGCUCUAAUAGCGCUGCAGCAAUUGGCAUCCAUAUCGACGGCUCGCUCACUGCAGCAUCUAGUGCCGCAUUUGCCACAGAAUUUACACAUUGACACCAGCACCCUUUUGGCUGGACGCAAGCUGCCACGUCAGAGCUCCAAGCGCACGCCACAAUAUGAAUCCAAUCGUUGUCCACUCUGCGCCCGCGUCUAUCGCUCCCAGGCCUUCCUCAACGAGCAUAUGCGCAAAGAGCAUUCGGUUUUGAUUUAAACAAUUUCGCGAGAUUUCAAUAUAUUGAAGAUUUAGUAGGCAGUUGACACUUGUUGCCCCUUGCUAGCAUACAUGUAUUCUUUUUCUGAUAGUUUCCAAUAUUUUACAUUCUUAUAACUUUUUUUUUUCAUUU